Acaromyces ingoldii is the source of this 3171-nucleotide messenger RNA. RefSeq lists its product as hypothetical. Bases 252 to 2966 code for a protein of 904 amino acids. Gene Ontology annotation, molecular function: metal ion binding; ubiquitin binding; phosphatidylinositol binding. The record is from RefSeq and is a predicted model, not a curated record. The transcript is spliced from 2 exons. NCBI's taxonomy places the organism in Eukaryota, Fungi, Basidiomycota, Exobasidiomycetes, Exobasidiales, Cryptobasidiaceae.
GAGCGGGCUGGCCCUCCACGGCCGGAGAUGAGCGAGCGCAAGUCUAGCCAGACAAGAUAGCCACUGCUUUCCCUUCUCUUGCCUGUCCUUCCAACGAUGCAUCGUCAUCCUUGAUCGACUGCACCUGUAUCGCUCUCAUCACAUCACGGCAGGGCUCCAGGACGCUGUCAGAAAAAAAAGCAAGCGCAGCAGUUGUUUGCCCCGCGACAUCCCACGCCAAGCCAGACCGGUGUGUCUGCUGAGCACGCACGAUGGCGUCUCUCUUUGGUACCUGGGGCGCAGACCCCUUUGCAGAAAUGGUCGAAAAGGCCACCUCGGAGCUGUUGCCAGCGGGACAGGAGGACAUGGCUCUCAAUCUCGAGAUCUGCGACCAGGUGCGCUCCAAGCAGGUGCCGCCCAAGCAGGCCAUGCAGGCCAUCAAGCGAAGAAUGACGCACCGCAAUCCCAAUGUCGUCCUCAGCGCUCUUGGCCUCACUGACAUCUGCGUCAAGAACGGUGGCGACCACUUUCUGUCCGAGGUGGCCUCCAAGGAGUUCAUGGAUGCUGUCGCCCUGAACCUCACAAGCUCGCAGAAGAACCCGGACGUCGAGGCAAAGGCCUCGAGGCUGGUACAGAACUGGGCGCAGAUCGCAGAGGCCAGGCCGGGGCAGAUGGAUUACAUCACCGAGACCUACGAGCGCCUGAAGCGGGCCAACGUCACUUUCCCGCCACUCGAGUCCAUCAAUACGGCCAUGGUGGAGACGCUUACGGCCCCUGAGUGGUCGGACAGCGAAGUGUGCGCGAGAUGUCGGACCAGCUUCACAACUUUCAACCGAAAGCAUCACUGCCGAAACUGUGGAAAUGUGUUCUGCCAACAGUGCUCGAGCAGCCAGCUGGCUUUACCCUGGUAUGGCAUCACACAGCCCGUCCGCGUCUGCCAGGCCUGCUACGGCCGAGGUGCGCCACCAAAGGCACCUGCAAAGCUCCCUUCCUCUGCUUCUCCGUCCUCGACAAAGAGGCGGAAUUCUGCAAUUGUACCACCGUCGGGCCGAGGCGGCGCUGGUUCCCACCACCGGUCAAACACUAUCGCCGCGGGCAGUUCGGUCGCAGGUUCAAACCGAAGGCGAGCCAAGGAGGAUGAGGACCUGGAACUUGCUAUCAAGCUUUCGUUGGAGUCAUCGGGCGCUUCAUCCUCGGGCUCGAGGCCCGGAUACGUUCCCAGUAAGCCUUCGGGCGAAGGUCGCGCGACAAAGCAACCAAACGGCCGCAUGCUCGAGGGCACAGACGCCGAUGAUGACCCGGAUCUCGCUGCCGCCAUCGCUGCCAGCCUGCGCGACUAUGCGCCACCGCAGCCUAGCGCGCCAGACGGGCUGCCUGCGCCUGUCGAAGAAGGGCGGUUGAAGACACCCCGUCCGGACGAGAGUGGCCUGGAGGGACAAAGGCUUCCCCUCCCUCCAUCGUUGGAGCUUCCCGCGACCGAUGUGGACGCGCUCCUCACCUUUUCGCAGACGAUUGCUUCUCAAGAAGCCUAUGCUCGGCAAUAUGGACAAUGGCCUCCAAACACCAACCAACAGCAUAUGCAGAGCCAGUACGAAAAGGCGACGAGUGCCAGGCCGAGAAUGGCGCGCAGUCUGGAGGAGGGCAAUCGACGUCACGGGGUCCUGGUCUCGAUGCACGACAAGCUGGCCGAAGCCGUCAAGUUGUAUGACCAGCUCCUCGAUGCACAAAUGUCGAGACCCGCGUAUCCUUACUAUGGACAGCAGCAGCAGCAGCAACAGGCGCCACCAGCGCAAGUACAAGGCGGCUACUACGGCCACGAGGUCUAUCCCUCCUCUUCGAUGCCGGCUACUGCUGCAGGCCCCUCACUUUAUCCCUCGCUGGCUCAGCAACAGCAACAGCAGCAGCAGCCGAUGCCUGCCCAGGCUGCGCCAUUGUACGGAGGCUACCCUGCGCAGCUCUCCACAGGCGAUCUCCGCAUGCCGCCCUCUCGAUCCAAUUCGGUAACAUCGUAUGGAGCUCAGGGCAACAGUCCAUUAGGGUACCAUGCUUCCCAGCAGCCGCAUCAACACUCUGGUCCGACAUUCCCCCACAUGCAUCAUCAGAUGCAGCAGCUGUAUCAAGCUCAGACGCCCUCGGAGGCUUCGUAUGCGCCCACGCCCAAUCCCAUGCACCAGCAAGCGGCAAUGAUGGGAGGUCCUUACUUUGGUCAGGCGCCUCCCCCUCGAGCUCCAUCAUACGGUGCCCCACCUCUUUCUGCAAUGGACUCUCACAGCCAAACGCAGCAUUGGCAGGCUCUGCAAACGCUCCCUCCUCCUCCUUCGUCGAUGCAAUCACAACAGCAGCCGGACGCUCCGACUUGGGCUAAUCAGGUCAACGUCCCUACACAUGAGCCUGGUCAGGCGACCGCACCUCCGCCGUCAAUCAGCUCUCUUGGCUCAGUCCCUUCGAUGCCCCACUUUGGCCAUUUGAUGAACCCACAGCAGCAGAAUAUUGACGGCUCGGCCUCGUCACCUCAUCAGGCGUCUUCCAACUCGGAGACCACCCUGUCCAAUGCAAUGAGACACCUUUCGAUGCAGUCUCCCUCUUCGUCAAAGCCUCAAAUUCAUGGACCAGGACAGGGUUCGCAUCAAUUGAGCAAGCUACAACCGACCGGGCCAUCACACCAGGAUGUCAUCGACUCUCCAGCCCAGUCUGAUGAUUCUGGCUGGCGAGACAUUCCCAUCUCGUCGGCGUUGCCGCCCUCUGCCUCAUCAACCAUUGCAAUCACCCCUACGGCUCCUCCUUCUCAGCAGCAGCAGCAGCAGCAGCAAUUGCCACCGACCUCGUCGAGCUUUACCUCUUCGCUUCACAUCUCCUCCCCGAGCGUUGCUUCUCCACACUCGGUCUCGCAGCAUCAGCACCAACAGCCAAUCUCCUCGCCCGGCGGCCCGGCGCAGCAGUGGACCUCGACGGCGCGGCCCGUCGAGUCGUCGCUCAUCGAUCUGUAGCCCCGUCUCCUCUCCUCUUUCUUCUUCAAUCUGAACCUGCUCUCACACACACAUGUCAUAUGUCUGAUUGAAAAAAGAAAUUGGAUUUGUCGCUUCACUUCUCCUGUUCAGAGGAUAACUUUCUUCCAGAGAAAGAGAAGAGAGAUGGUGGGAAGACAUUGCUGCGCGAUCCUGUAUCUGAGAGGAGUCCUAUUACAAAUUGUGG